Pseudozyma hubeiensis SY62 is the source of this 1728-nucleotide messenger RNA. RefSeq lists its product as hypothetical. NCBI's taxonomy places the organism in Eukaryota, Fungi, Basidiomycota, Ustilaginomycetes, Ustilaginales, Ustilaginaceae. The transcript has a single exon. The record is from RefSeq and is a predicted model, not a curated record. Bases 1 to 1728 code for a protein of 575 amino acids. Gene Ontology annotation, biological process: RNA processing. Gene Ontology annotation, molecular function: RNA binding; adenosine deaminase activity.
AUGCCCUCGCCUCCUCCAGCACCCUUCGUCGUCGACCACGAGCGCAUAGCAGAUCUCGCACACACUACCUAUGCCACCACACUGCCACCACGAGGCGGAAAACCCGGCGUCAAAUCGAACGGUCGAAUCGAACACACCGUCCUCGCUGCUUUCGUCCUCUCUUACCCCUCUCCCACUGGCGAAUCUCACGACGAAUACUCGCUAAUCUCUCUCGGGACGGGACUCAAAUGCCUGCCGUAUUCAUCGCUCUCCGUGAAUGGGGAUGUGUUGCAUGAUCAGCACGCCGAGGUACUCGCGAGGAGGGGGGCGAGACUGUGGUUGUUGCAGAGAUUGCAGCACGAGGUGCAGUGUGACGAGAUCGGGUUGAGACUGUUCGAAGUGGGUGCUCAGGAGGAGUCGAGGAGGUGGAAGCUGAAGCAGUAUGUGAGGAUGCACCUGUACAUAUCCACAUUGCCCUGUGGAGAUGCCAGUGGCAGGCUGUUGGAGUAUCAACGUGCAGCACAGGAUCACGUCGCUGGCAAACCCAACACCCUCACUCCAGCCCAACUACUCCAGCUACACACUCACACACCACCCCCUCCCCAACAUACAUCGUUGAACAUCCUCAAAGACGAAGAAAGCGUCGUUCGUCGCGGCAGAGCAUCCUCAUCCAACCAGCCUUCCAGCACAACCCUCCGCACCAAACCGGGUCGUCCCGACGCCCCCGCCUCCAUUUGCAUGUCCUGUUCCGACAAACUCGCCCUCUGGAACCACCCGCACAUUGGUCUACAAGGAAGCCUGCUUUCGGCUGUACUCGAGCCGAUCCGCAUUCUUUCCGUGACGAUCUGCGAUCAUCCUACCAAACACAUUUUGCCUCCUUUCUCGAAUUCCCCUUCAGACCCGGCGAUCGAAACUCAAAGGGAAGAGCUGAAACGCCUGCUUGCAGCAGACUGCCUUCGUGCGCUCCAACGAGCACGUCCACCUUGCGAUCCCGACCCGAUCAUCGUAGGGUGGUCAACUACGCCCUUCCCGGACAGCAAAGAAUCCAAACUCGAACACGCCUGGUCUACCUUCCUCACCACCCACACAGAUUCACCACACAUAUCGAUGUUCAAGGAAUUCGAACCUGUCAGCUGUCCAAACUCUGUAUUGUUCGUACGAGAUCCGACGCUGGGAACGGCAAAAGGGACGGUGGAGAACCUUGCAAGUGGGACGAAGAUGGGUGCGUCUACAAAGCGUGUUGGGCGAGGGGAGGCGUUGAAACCUGCCGCUAGGUCGGUGUUGUGUCGAAUGAAUUGGUUCAGGUCGUUUGUGGCUGGGUAUGGCGCCAUUUGUGGAGUCGAAGCGGUUUCAAACGGAGACAUCUUGUAUGGAGAUGCGAAGGAAGGGGCGUUCGGCGACGGGACGAAGGUGUACAGGAGGAGGAAAGCGGCGUUGCUAGGUGGGACGGAAGAUGCAGAAAAGCAUGUGGAGAGGUUCUUAGCGAGUGCAAGGGAAGGCACGGCGGUCAAGGCGGUGUUUGAAGCAGACCAGGGGAAAGAGAGAAUCGCGGUGCAAGAUACGGCUGGUGUUGAGGUCGCGCAGGACGAUGCGGCGAAGACUGACUUCAAGGCUUGGCUGAGGACUCCAGCUGUCUUCUCACAAUUCGAUCUUCAUGGGCGCCAUUUUGAACAAAUCACACUUGAAACGCCUUCAGAGAUGUCAACAUCACAACACACAUCCGCACCAACCAAGUACACGCAACUGUGA